Molecule: messenger RNA, 7821 nt
Organism: Gryllus bimaculatus (two-spotted cricket)
Lineage: Eukaryota; Metazoa; Arthropoda; Insecta; Orthoptera; Gryllidae
Source: the annotation of a GenBank genome assembly
UGGGCGUUUUGGCAACAAUAUUGCAUUGUUGGCCAACCUGCUUACGAUCGUCUUUUGUACGAUAUGGCAGCGAAAGUAGUACAGCAGUUUGAUCCUCCCAGCUCAGCAAGUUCGGAAAGGUAUUGUAAUUUAUAUUGUGAGAUUAUUAUUUUUUCUUUGUCUAUGAUUUAUGUGUUUAUACACAGCAUUCUUGUAUUCUUUUUGCCCUUGGAAAUUUGAGUAGUUGUUACCGGUAGACUUGUGUUGAUACGUGCACAUGUGCAUAACCAAAAUGUCAAGGAUCACAGUCAUUGAUCACGCGGUGUAUCGAUUUCCUUUGAUAAAAUGAUCUAUAAUUUAAUUUUUGCUUGAGUUUAUAAUGCGAUGUUGGUGAUACGGAAGUCGUGGACCAAGUGUUUGUGCAGGAUGAUGCUGAGGAGGAAGAAGAAAAGGGGAGUGAUGUGUAUCCCGUGGCUGCAACUCCUCCCCCAACUUCUCCACGACCCCCAUCAACGGGUUCUCUUCAAAAAUCUCCUCGUUCAAAACGUCAACGAACUGCUUCUAUGUCUCAAUCAUCAAAGAAGGUAACAGCAGAAUCCAUUCUUCGCAGUCAUAACCGUACCAUUUACACAGCAGGCCGUCCUCCGUGGUACAAUUCUGCUGGCCAACAAGUAGAGCCAUUUGUUAUUGGUAUUUGUGGAGGAAGUGCUUCUGGAAAAACUACUGUUGCUGCCAAGAUAAUAGAAUCAUUAGAUGUUCCUUGGGUCACACUUCUCAGUAUGGACUCAUUUUAUAAGGUAUUAAAUGAAAAGCAACAUAAUCUAGCUGCUAAAAAUGAAUACAAUUUUGACCAUCCUGAUGCAUUUGAUAUUGACUUGCUGGUUGAAACUCUUCAAAGAUUGAAGGAAGGGAAGAAAGUGGAGGUUCCUAUUUAUAAUUUUGUGACUCAUUCCCGAGAAAGUAGGACAAAAACCAUGUAUGGUGCAAAUGUGAUUAUAUUUGAGGGAAUUCUUACAUUUUAUAGUGCUGCAGUAUUAAAGAUGUUAGAUAUGAAAGUGUUUGUCGACACUGAUGCUGAUAUCCGCUUGGCUCGUCGCCUUCGUCGAGAUAUCUCCCAGCGGGGCCGAGAUUUAGAAGGAGUUUUGAAACAGUACUCCACCAUGGUCAAACCGGCAUUUUAUCAUUACAUAGCUCCAACAAUGGUGCAUGCAGAUAUUAUUGUUCCCAGAGGAGGUGAAAAUGAAGUUGCAAUUGAAUUAAUUGUACAUCAUGUGCAUACUCAACUUCAGUUGCGAGGAUUUAAGUUGAGAGAAACUUUGGCUCAUUCAUACAUUGGUCAACCUCUCCCCAGCUCAGUUUAUUUGCUGCCUUCUACUCCACAGAUCAAGGGGCUGCAUACAUUCAUUCGUAACAAAGACACUCCUCGGGAUGAAUUUAUAUUUUAUUCCAAGAGACUUAUUCGACUUGAAGUUGUUGUUGAAACUCCCCAAGGUGUUCUGUAUCAUGGAAAACGUUGUGCAAGUGAGAAGAUUUGUGGUGUAUCUAUACUGCGGGCUGGUGAGACAAUGGAACAGGCUGUAUGUGAUGUGUGUAAAGAUAUUCGUAUUGGGAAAAUUCUUAUCCAGACUAAUCUGUCAACUGGAGAACCUGAGCUAUAUUACCUGCGCUUGCCAAAGGAUAUUAAAGACUACAAAGUAAUUCUUAUGGAUGCCACUGUGGCUACUGGGGCUGCAGCUAUGAUGGCUGUUAGAGUUUUACUGGAUCAUGAUGUUCCAGAAGAAAACAUCUUAUUAGUUUCUCUUCUUAUGGCAGAAUCAGGUGUACAUUCUAUAGCAUAUGCAUUCCCUGGUGUCCGCAUUGUUACAACAGCUUUAGAUCCAGAGAUAAAUGAAAAAUUUUAUGUUUUGCCUGGCAUAGGCAACUUUGGAGAUCGGUAUUUUGGGACUGAACCUUCCGAGGAAAGUUAGGUCAUUGUAUCACAUCUUGAAUGUUGUAGAUAAUAUUUUUUCUUGUACAUUCAAAGUAUGGAUGUAACUAGCACAACUUUCUUUAUAGACCAUCUCAGACUUGAACUUGAAUUUCUCUGAUAAUGGACAUUUAUACAUGCAAAUUUGGCUGCAAACUUUGAAGUUUGGAAAAUGUGAUCUUCUACUUUAUAACAUCAAAGAAUAUUUAUCAGGUUUAUUCUUGUAGGAGUCAUAGCAUGGUCUGAAGCACAAAGGAGGUUGGUGGAUAGAUAUUAUGCAGUGAAACUUUUUUUUGCAAUUAUUCUUUGCAUUUAACUUCUGUUACAAACUUGAAUCGAAAUCAUAAUAGUUAUUUGAUUGCAUUAAUUUUAUGAUUUUCGGAUAAUUUUAAUAAUAUUUUGAAAAUUAAAUGUUUUUAAUUUUUCAUGUGUAAAGUGAAGUGUGGCAAAUGUAGUUAUAUUUUAAGUGAAAGAUUGGAGAAAUAUUUCUUUAUUAGAUCCAUUAAUAAGUUUUGUAUAAUGAAUUGAUUAGGUAUUACCGAUUUGAUCCAUUACUUUAGGGAAUUGUGUUAAAAUAGUAUAUUGCAAUCUGAGGUGGUUUCAGCUUCUCUACUUUCAAAGAAGUUUCCUAAAUAAUUUUUUACUUCAAGGAGUUUUAGUUGCAUUUUGAGAAUUUGAAGUUCAUCUAUGCUGUUUUGUAUUUAGUGAGUCUAAAGUACAUUACAUUUUAUACUGAAUGAUCAUUGUCUUUAUAUUUUUGGGAAAAGGAUAAGUGAAAAUGAUAGAGUGCCCUUUUUAAUAUUAUUUAAUAAGGAUUAAUUUACAAGAAAAGGAUGUUGUACAUUAAGAGGAUGGAUUGAGGAAGAGAAAGAGUUAGAAGUUAACAUUCUAAUUUGUGACGUCAGGUCCUCUUGUUUAAUGACUCCUGCUAAAUAGCUGAUGAGAAUAAAGUAGUUGAGAUUAAAGCUAAUGAAGUUGAAACUCUGGCACAGGCUAUAAGCUUAGGUCAGUAAUUCUGCCCUAAAUAUCCUUGAUGAAUGAUCCUAGUGUUUGUAGUCUGUUGACUCCUUGUGUAGCUCAGGGAACACUAACCUUUUUUCUUUUGGGAAGUUUUUGCUAUUAGUGCAUCUUCUACAUUUGUGCUCAAUUAAUAUUAAAAUGGGAUACAGCUUGCAGAAUGUUUGUAAAUGGUUCAAUAUGGUUGUGACCAAGUAAUGGAACCGAUUAGUUUUCAUAAGAAAUGCAGUCUAUUUUUACAGUUUCAGAAUAUCUUGUCAUAAAUCAAUAAUCUGUUUAGAAAAUGUUAAACCAGCAAACUGAUUUUCUGUCAUUGAUGAUACAAAAAAUUAAUUUGUUUUUCAUUGGCAAUUUGUGACUCCUACAGUCCUUCUAAUACAAAUCUUUAUUCUUAUGCUUAUUAUCAUCAUCUGAUUGAGAUAAUUGUUAUAAAAAUUAGAAAAGUAUGAUUUUAAUGUAUUAACAUAAAUUUCUUUUGUUUUGAAUCUCGUAUAAUAAUAAUCAAGAUUAGGAAUAUGUUAUAGAUGAUUAAGACAGUUGGUUAAAUUCUUUUUCAUACAGUUCAUAUUCAAGUAAGACAAAUUGAAGUGAUGAUUUUCAGAGUAUCUCAAUGGCAGAAAGACAGAGGACCUUUGAAAUUUAAAUUAAAUAUAAUGCUACUUAGCAAUGAAAUAUGCUGUCACAAUUUAUUUUUUUAAUUCAAUGUUAUUUUGAAAGUUUCUUUCAUUUGCAUCUUAAAUAGUAACUUAUUGUUAUUUCUUUUAUUUGGUCAACUAGAAGGAAGUUUUGUAAAAUGAGGUUUCACUGCAGUAAUCUUACAGCUAUUGCUUGCUAAUCUGUCAGAAUGUUGGCUAUAUGAUUGUCUCUAGUCUGAAUUAUGUUUCCUUAAGUGAUAAUUUUGUGGGACCUGUUACAAAUACAGAAAAAAAGUGGAACGUUUGUGAGAGUGGUCGAAGGUUUGAUCUUAAAAGUCCUAUAUAAUUUAUAAUUUUUACAUAUCAUGUAAUUAUUUGAGGAAUUGUUUUUGUUGUGAAUUGAAGAUACUCCCUAUUGGGAAUAUUAAUGGCACAACCCUUUUGGUGCAGUUUUAACUGUGAUUAUUGGCAUUAGUAUUUUGAUUUGAUGAUAAUGAUGGGUGAAUUGAUGCUAAAUGGUUUAUGAUCGUAUUCAGACAUUAAUUUGAAGAUUUUGCAUUUUAUCAUCCCUGAAUUAUUUGCUCUUAUUUUUUGGGAAGAGAUACAUUACCAUAUCUAUAUGUAUAUUGUGAUGAUGUUUUGAUGUUGAGCUCUCAGAGAAGAGGUUGCUUAGGUAGUUUAUGUUUGCAGGCCUAUUAAUUUGGUGGAUUUCUUUUGAUGGGUUGUCUUCUUUGGUCACUUCAAGAUAUUAAUUUUUUUGGGGUUUGUAAUGUUACAACAUCAAAUGUUACCUUUUUGGGUUCUACGAUGUUUUUACAAUCUUGCAUGAUAAUUAGUAGAAGUCAAGAAGAGGCAUAACAUGAAAUAGAAGUAUUUUUCUUGUUUUUAAUUGCAAAUUUAACAUGCUCUGGACUGAUUUUACCAUAAAGUUGGGUAUCACUAUUAUUUAUAAAAUCUUCCUUGAAAUAACUUUCCAAAAGUACUUGGGAGCUAUAUUGUUCUGAAGGCCUACAGAUGGUGUGGAAAAUAAUUUAGAUACUAUUCAAUAUAUUUCUAAAUUCUGUAACACAAAAUUAAGAUAUUGGUUUUCAAAAUAUUAUGAAAAAGGCCUAUUUUAUAUGAAACUCAUAGUGGACUUAUUUCUUUUAUCUUCAUUGUACAGCUUUGGUAAUGGAAAAUAUUAAAAUGUUGUUAAAUAUUGUUAUGACAUAAAUAUUUCUUGUAAAUUUGUCUCAAAAAAUUGAAUUUCUCUCUCUCUUUAUUGUGAAUCAUUUAUAGGAAGUAGUUUGGCCCUUGAAAUGGUUUAUGAGAUUUGAAAUUCUAUUUUUAUUUCUUAAUCAGUACUUUCUGUGAGCAGAUUAAAACAAAUAAAUAAACUUUUGUUCUAAAUGUCUACAGAAAGGAGUGUAAAGAAUAGAUUUUGAAAAGACAAUCUGGACUAAAACAUUUCAAAUUUCAAUUGAAAGUUGUCUUUAAUCACUAAUAUUCUUUAAUUGUACAAGCUAUUAACUACAAGUUUCUAGUAGCAUUUGAUGCUUAUUCUUGACUUAUUUGGAAGAAACGAUAUAUUUGUCUUUAAAGCCUUUGUGGAAUGGGGAAACAACCUCGCUCUGAGUUCUUAUACUAUUACUGUAACAUGAAUGAUAGCCACUGUGAAAUGUCUGUAGUGUCAACAGUAUUUCAAUUGUCUCUGUAAUAAACUUCAAAUUGUGUGGUUAAACUUCAAUGUCUACAUUGAAGCCUUGUCUACUUGAAUACCAAUGAUUUCGAAUGCAGUAAAGUUGUCAGAACCAAAUAUUUUAGUGGUGUUUAGGGAAGGUGAAGAAAGACCUCUUUUUUGUCUUCAUUUUUGGAUUUUCCUAGUUCAUUGUGAACAUUGAAUCUCUGCCUGUUAAAUUUAAUUUAUAAACAAAACAUCAAAAUGAAUAUUACAGAAUAGUUGUAAUGCUGAUGAAGUUACAAGUCAAUGGACAUUAAUAUGUUUGAGAAUUGAAACUGUAACAAAUAACAUUACAUCAAUGGAAGUGAAUGAUUCACACACUAGUUACCAUUUCAAGAUAGGGACUUUGCAAAAUUCGUUAAAUGAUGGUUUUUAAUAUUUUGAUUUAAAUGAACUUAGACUUUGUUGUGCUUUCAGUACUCAAAUAAUGGUUUCUUUUUUAUGAAAUUGCUCGUUCAUCAAGAAUUUGCAAUCUGUUAUACUAUGCUUUCAGCAUCUUGUUCAUUGAAGAAAAUUAGAGUAACCAUCAAGUUGUUGCAUGUCCUGGACAUUCUAUGGUUAUUAAUUGAAGUUGGUUUAAAAAAUCUACUUCAAAAUACCAUCAAAUGAAUUAUGUUGAAAAUGAAAUUAAAUGAUAUAAAUAGCAUAUGCUCUUUUCAUAGCUGCUAGGAAAAAUCUGAAAUUUGUUGAUUUCUGAAAAUCACUAGAUUGUUUGAAGAUUCUGGAAUAUCAUUCUGUUGCAUUUGCUAGUCAGAUCAGAAUUGCAGGGGAUUUGAUAAAUAUGUUAUCUGUUAUCUCUCAUAGUUGAAUUCAUAUUGACAACUGUGAUGGCAGGUCCACACAAUCGCUUUAAAAAAUUAUGGAUGGGGCUGGCCCUUCUUGUAGAAGCCAUUUUGGUGUCAAUUAUCUGUAAUUAAUGAUAACUGUUUUCAGUUAUUUUACCAUAAAAAAUGUCAACAUGUUCUGCAAUGUUAACUUGACCAAAAGUUAGUAUAAGUGUAAUUUACUUUACUUUAAUUUUUUUCCUUGUGGUGUUUUAAACCACAAGUAUCACUUUACAAGUAAAGAUGAAGAAUAGAAUAAGAAUACUGUUUAUUUGGUACAUUUUUUUUAAGUUUAACAUUUUUUCCAUCACUGAGAUUUGUUUUGUGUUAUGGCCAGUAGCAAUUCUAGUUACACUGCUUAUAUGAAGAGUAAGGGGAAAAAGCAUAAUUGGUUAUGGUAAUGCUACAUAUUACUUACCCUGUGUUUAUAAAACUGCAUUAUGUGCAUGCAUUGAAGAAAGUAAGAUAAGCUAUAUGUUAAAAAUGUUUAGCUUAAAUUAAAUUGUAACAUUCAAACACAAGCCACACUGUAUGUAAAGAAUAAUAUUGGGCAGAGAGUCUUUGCUUUUGCAAGUAACUUGUUUUCAUGUUCUAUUUGAGAGGUAGCUGUGGUGGUUUGUGUGUUUCAAUUUAGGGUGCAACCUAUUUGUUUAAAUGUAGGACAAGUUUUUUGGGGUAUUUCUGUCUAGUCCAGAAAGCCAGUUAUUGUUGUAUUUGUAUGAUUUUUCUUAGCAUCGAAUGUUAAUUUAAAACCUUUGUAAAUUAGUUCUUGCAGUGGGCGUUACAUGGGAAUGGAAGUACUUUUUCAUAAAGUUUGUGAUCAGAUAAUUUUGAUUUAAUUUAGGUACAUUAGUAAUUCUAAAUGUAGUAGGUCAUAGACAUUUUUUGUUUUUAGUUUUACUGUUCUAGUUCCUAUUUAAUUUUAAUAUGUUGCUCUGAAGAAGAGUUAAAGAAAACUAAAAUGUUAUUGUAUAAGUAUUUGUUUUGAAAGUGCUUACAUGAUAUUGGUUCUUGAAGCUAUGUGUAAAUUAUGGUAAAGAACUCUUGCCUUUCAUAGCUCAGAAUGUAUUGGAUAAUAAAUCAAAUAUGAUCAAAAGGCUAUUUUAAGAAGUCAAAUUGCAAAGAAGUUGUAAGAAUAAAAUUUGUAAUAAUAUGCUAUAAGAAUCAAUGUACACAACUGACAUUCCCAGAAUAUGUGGGUUUGAAUUUUGCUUUGUGUAGAUGAAUAAAUUAUCCAAAAAAUUAUUGUUGUCAAUCUCCAAGUGCUUUCAUUUUAAAGGAACAAGUAAAUUAUUAGAAAAAAAGAUGACUAAUAGAAAAUUGAGAAUGUAUGUGAUGUUUACUGAAUUUUUAUUGAAUACAAACAACAACAACAAAAAAAGUAUUUGAUGAAAAGUGUAUGUAUGUCAAAUUUGUGCUUGUUUGUGUAUGUAGUGUGUUCUAUUAACUAUUUUUUAUGUCUUUUGGGAGUAAUAAUACAUUACAUUUAGACAUGUUAAACAUUUGUUUCCAUGAGAGAGAUGUUGGGUGUUCUUGUUUCCUUGCAGUGAUUUAUGCAUCUUAGAGUUCUCUUUCUAUUUAUAUAUUUGUACAAUUUGUUUUGCCUUUUUGUAAACAUUUCUUGAAUACAAGUGUAUUUCACAGUAUUGCUCUGUAAAAUUAUACAAAAUAAAGUUCAUU